Molecule: messenger RNA, 1527 nt
Organism: Echinops telfairi (small Madagascar hedgehog)
Lineage: Eukaryota; Metazoa; Chordata; Mammalia; Afrosoricida; Tenrecidae
Product: cytochrome b-c1 complex subunit 2, mitochondrial
Exons: 13
Coding region: 74-1354 (426 amino acids)
Biological process (GO): proteolysis
Cellular component (GO): mitochondrion
Molecular function (GO): metal ion binding; metalloendopeptidase activity
Source: RefSeq, a predicted model, not a curated record
AAUCCGCGUCUUCCGCCACCAUCUUGCUUUCCGGUAACCUGCCAGUGACCGUGGGUCACAGCAGAUUUGAGCUAUGAAGCUGCUAACUAAAGCCGCGACCCUCUCGAGAUUUUAUUCCCUCAAAGUUGCUCCCAAAGUGAAAGCCUCGGCGGCCCCCACAGAAGCCCUUCCAAAACCUCAGGAUCUUGAGUUCACCAAAUUACCAAAUGGGUUAGUGAUUGCUUCCCUGGAAAACUAUGCCCCUGCAUCCAGAAUUGGCUUAUUCAUUAAAGCAGGCAGUAGAUAUGAGGACUCCAGCAAUUUGGGAACCUCUCAUUUGCUGCGUCUUGCAUCCACCUUGACUACAAAAGGAGCCUCAUCUUUCAAGAUAACCCGUGGAAUUGAAGCAGUGGGUGGUAAAUUAAGUGUGACUGCAACAAGAGAACACAUGGCCUACACUGUGGAAUGCAUGCGGGAUGAUGUUGAUACUGUAAUGGAAUUCCUGCUCAAUGUCACAACAGCACCGGAAUUUCGGCGUUGGGAAGUAGCUGCCCUUCAGUCUCAGCUAAAGAUCGACAAAGCUGUGGCUUUCCAGAAUCCACAGGCGUGUAAGUGCAUUUUCAGAUUGCAUUACUAUGUCCAGAACAAUUUUACGAGUGCAAGAAUGGCUUUGAUUGGACUUGGUGUGAGUCAUCCUGUUCUAAAGCAGGUGGCUGAACAGUUUCUCAACAUGCGGGGCGGACUCGGUUUAUCUGGUGCGAAGUCCGUCUACCGUGGAGGUGAAGUUCGAGAACAGAAUGGAGACAGUCUGGUACAUGCUGUUCUUGUAGCAGAAAGUGCCGCCAUAGGAAGUGCAGAAGCCAAUGUAUUCAGUGUUCUCCAGCAUGUGCUCGGUGCAGGGCCACAUGUCAAGAGGGGCAGCAACGCCACCAACGCUUUAUACCAGGCUGUUGCCAAAGGGAUUCACCAGCCAUUUGAUGUUUCUGCUUUUAAUGCCAGUUACUCAGAUUCCGGCCUCUUUGGGAUUUACACCGUCUCACAGGCUGCAGCUGCCGGAGAUGUGAUCAGGGCUGCCUAUGACCAAGUGAAAACCAUCGCUCAGGGAGGCCUUUCUGAUACAGUUCUCCAAGCUGCCAAGAACAAGCUAAAAGCUGCGUACUUAAUGUCAGUGGAGUCUUCGGAGGGUUUCCUGAAUGAAGUGGGACUCCAGGCUUUAGUUGCUGGUUCCUAUGUGCCGCCAACCACAGUCCUUCAGCAGAUUGACGCAGUGACUGCCACUGAUGUCAAAAAUGCUGCGGUGAAGUUUGUUUCUGGCAAAAAGUCCAUGGCAACCAGUGGAAAUUUGGGGCAUACACCUUUUCUUGAUGAGUUAUAAUACUGAAAUACUAACCAUUUUCUCAAGUCAUAGAAGCAAACACAUGACAGUUAAAAAUGUCUAAUAUAACAUUUAUCCUUUUUUGUUUUCUUUCAACAACCUAGAAUAUCUUUGAAGCAUGAAUGGGUAAUUAUUCCCAACUAACCUAAAUUCAAUAAAAUAUGCUAUUUAAA